UCUCGCCACACUCUGCGCGGCUGUCAGCGAGGCGAGAGGCCAGGCGUCCCCCCACCCACCACCACCACCUCACGUCGGUCAAACAUGGCUACAGUGGUGACCUCGACCCGCUUCACGGAUGAAUACCAGCUCUACGAGGAACUCGGAAAGGGUGCUUUCUCCGUGGUGAGGCGAUGCGUCAAGAAGUCCACCGGCCAGGAGUACGCUGCGAAAAUCAUCAACACCAAGAAGCUCUCUGCCCGAGAUCACCAGAAAUUGGAGCGAGAGGCAAGAAUCUGUCGUCUGCUCAAGCAUCCAAACAUUGUGCGACUCCAUGACAGCAUCUCAGAGGAAGGUUUCCAUUACCUCAUCUUUGACCUCGUCACCGGCGGCGAGCUCUUCGAGGACAUCGUCGCCAGAGAGUAUUACAGCGAGGCAGACGCCAGCCACUGCAUCAAUCAGAUCCUGGAGAGCGUCAGCCACAUCCACCAGCAUGACAUCGUGCACAGGGACCUUAAGCCAGAGAACCUGCUGUUGGCCAGCAAGAUGAAGGGAGCGGCGGUGAAGCUCGCAGACUUUGGCCUGGCCAUCGAGGUCCAAGGGGACCAACAGGCCUGGUUUGGCUUUGCGGGGACGCCAGGAUAUCUGUCGCCAGAGGUGCUGAGAAAGGACCCGUAUGGCAAGCCCGUGGACAUCUGGGCGUGUGGUGUGAUUCUGUACAUCCUGCUGGUGGGCUACCCUCCCUUUUGGGACGAGGACCAACACAAACUGUACCAGCAAAUCAAGGCUGGUGCUUACGACUUCCCAUCUCCAGAGUGGGACACAGUGACCCCCGAGGCCAAGAAUCUGAUCAAUCAGAUGCUAACCAUUAACCCUGCCAAAAGGAUCACAUCCGACCAGGCCCUCAAGCAUCCCUGGGUCUGCCAACGCUCCACAGUGGCUUCCAUGAUGCACCGUCAAGAGACUGUGGAAUGUCUGCGCAAGUUCAACGCUCGGAGGAAACUUAAAGGAGCCAUCCUCACAACCAUGUUGGUGUCCAGGAACUUCUCUGUGGGACGGCAGCAUACGAGCCCUGCCGCCACCACCAGCACUGCCGCCAUGGCACAGGAAGCGUGCAAAACCUUGCUCAACAAAAAGUCAGACGGCGUGAAGGAAGCCCAGACAACUGUGGUACACAACCCAGCUGACGGCACCAAGGGCUCCACGGAGAGCUGCAACAAUGCAGAAGAGGAGGAGAUGAAAGGUAGGAAAGCUCGCAAACAAGAAAUCAUCAAGAUGACCGAGCAGCUGAUCGAAGCCAUCAACAACGGCGACUUCGAGGCGUACACGAGGAUCUGUGACCCCGGCCUGACCUCCUUUGAGCCAGAAGCUCUGGGCAACCUGGUGGAGGGCAUGGACUUCCACAAGUUCUACUUUGACAACCUGUUGAGUAAAAACAGCAAGCCCGUGCACACCACCAUCCUCAACCCUCACGUGCACCUGAUCGGCGAGGACGCGGCCUGCAUCGCCUACAUCCGCCUGACGCAGUACUUGGACGGCCAGGGUCGGCCGCGCUCCUGCCAGUCGGAGGAGACGCGCGUGUGGCAUCGCCGCGACGCCAAGUGGCUCAACGUGCACUUCCACUGCUCGGGAGCCCCCGCCGCGCCCCUCCAGUGAAGGCCACGCCGCUGUGCUGAAACUGUGAGCUGUUUGGAGCGUUGACUCUCCUCCUCUUGGUGCCUGGAAGGAUGUGGGCCUGCUAAAUGGGGGGAACAACGUCACAAAGUUGGGGGCACAAACACAAUACAACGUAGAGCGAGUUUUAAAAAAAACAACAACAACAACACACA
Messenger RNA from Nerophis lumbriciformis (worm pipefish), 1808 nucleotides. It is a transcript of the gene camk2g2, whose product is annotated as calcium/calmodulin-dependent protein kinase (CaM kinase) II gamma 2. Gene Ontology annotation, biological process: protein phosphorylation. The record is from RefSeq and is a predicted model, not a curated record. NCBI's taxonomy places the organism in Eukaryota, Metazoa, Chordata, Actinopteri, Syngnathiformes, Syngnathidae. Gene Ontology annotation, molecular function: calcium/calmodulin-dependent protein kinase activity; ATP binding; calmodulin binding.